This is a messenger RNA of Capsella rubella, 394 nucleotides long. RefSeq lists its product as uncharacterized. Lineage: Eukaryota; Viridiplantae; Streptophyta; Magnoliopsida; Brassicales; Brassicaceae. The transcript has a single exon. The record is from RefSeq and is a predicted model, not a curated record. The coding region runs from base 63 to 269 and encodes 68 amino acids.
GGUAAACAUUUAAAUUACAAACAAAAAUAUAAACAUGAUUAAGAAGCUUUCUCCGAUAAAAAAUGGUGGUUACUCUGAUUCUUCUUGCAUUUGGCCUUGGGCAGGCUAGAUACCCAACUUUUUCAACUGAGCUAUUUCGUCCUAUACCAGACGGAAGUGCAAAAAUAUCAGUGAACCAAUACCCAGGUGUGACACAUCCAUUUUACCCUCCAAAACACAAAAAACAUCCACCACCAGAAUAUCAUAGUGUGAAGAUGUCAGCAAAUUAGUAUAAACUAUAUAUCCAUACAUAUAUUUUUUCCUUCGGGUUAUAAAUAUUGCACCUCUUAAACUCAUAUGUUUUCUAAUUAAAAUAAAUAUAAUAACAUGACAAUGUAAAAAUUGUUUGGUAUUA